AUGUCAUUUGCAAACUUCCCUUUACUGUGGCUCUUCGGGGCUCGCAAUAAUAUUCUCAUCUGGGCGACAAAUUGGAGUUUUGCCACAUUCAACAUCUUCCAUCGUCAUGUCGCCCGUGUAGCCACUUUGCAGGCAGUGGCACAUACCGUUUUAUACAUUGUCAUAUAUGCCCGAACCGGGAAGUGGUGGAAGUUCCUAAAUAAGGCGUACAUCCUUUGGGGCAUUGUGGGAACGGUAGUCAUGGUCCUGCUGCUGGUCAGCUCUCUGGACCGAAUCCGUAUCGUUUCUUACGAAUUCUUUCUCAUCACACACAUUGCCUUUUCUGGGAAUGAAUAUUGGCAGUAUCUAUGGCCGUCUGUGGCCGUGUGGAUAUUCGAUCGACUUUUGCGACUAGUCCGCCUUGUGUAUUGCAACCUCCACGUCGAAAUGUUUGCGCGGACUCGGAUGGUCUCUUCAACCAGUUGGAUGACCUACGACGAAGUCGCUGACGUGAUUAGAUUGGAGAUUUCGCUGAGGAGACAGCGAUUCCGGCUUAAACCCGGUGAUUAUUUCUUCCUUUAUCAACCUUUUCGGUGGACUGGAUGGGAGAGUCACCCUUUCACUGUCGGUGCGUGGACGCAGGACGGAAAUCCAGCUCCGAAUCCCUCUAUUUCCCGGGCAUCAGAGUAUUCAGCGGACACAUCCCACCUGCCUCUUCUAGCCGAUACAGCACCAGAAAACAAUAACCUAGAUGCGUCAGAUGGGGAGUCCAAAGGGGGUUCUGAAUACUCGGGAUCAAUAAUGACUUUCUGGAUUCGUCCGUACGACGGCUGGACCCAGAAAUUGCGCCAGCAAUGCCUCAAAGCCAAGUCCCAGCCCAUAAACAGCACUAUCCUUAUUGAAGGGCCGUAUGGACACCAAGUCCCCGUCUGGGAAUACGAUUCCAUGCUGAUGAUUGUUGGUGGGACCGGCAUAGCUUCCGCGGUUCCAUAUCUUCACGAUCACAUCCGACGGUCGGCAGGUGACCGCAACGCACCUCAACGCAGGACCCGUAUCCAAGACAUUGAAUUGGUUUGGACGACAAAGCAGGCUGCAUUCGUUGGUGAUAUCGCCCACCAAGAAUUGAAGCCUCUCCUUGCGCGAUCUGACUUCAAGGCUUCUUUCUACUCCACAAUGAGGCAUGCUCAUUCGUCGCGGGCCAACGAGCUGGAUGAUCUAGGGUAUAGUAUCAUCUCAGGCCGCCCAUAUUUGCAACCGCUCAUCAUGAGCCGUGCAUGUGACGCCUCGUCCGCGGGGAUUUCGUUACUAAUCUUUGUCUGUGGCCCGGUAAGUAUGGCCAAUGAAGCUCGCAGGGCCACUCAACUUGCCAUGCAGCAUGGACAUCGCGGAAUUAAAUACGCAGAGGACUCUUUUAAUUGGUAG
Penicillium chermesinum is the source of this 1401-nucleotide messenger RNA. RefSeq names its product ferric reductase family protein. The transcript has 4 exons. Lineage: Eukaryota; Fungi; Ascomycota; Eurotiomycetes; Eurotiales; Aspergillaceae. Bases 1 to 1401 code for a protein of 466 amino acids. Gene Ontology annotation, cellular component: plasma membrane. Gene Ontology annotation, molecular function: ferric-chelate reductase activity. Gene Ontology annotation, biological process: iron ion transport; intracellular iron ion homeostasis; copper ion import. The record is from RefSeq and is a predicted model, not a curated record.